Ceratotherium simum simum (southern white rhinoceros) is the source of this 930-nucleotide messenger RNA. Its product is annotated as olfactory receptor 1A1-like. Gene Ontology annotation, cellular component: membrane. NCBI's taxonomy places the organism in Eukaryota, Metazoa, Chordata, Mammalia, Perissodactyla, Rhinocerotidae. Gene Ontology annotation, biological process: G protein-coupled receptor signaling pathway. The record is from RefSeq and is a predicted model, not a curated record. Gene Ontology annotation, molecular function: G protein-coupled receptor activity; olfactory receptor activity.
AUGAGGCAAGAAAACCAAUCCUCUACCCUGGAUUUCAUCCUCCUGGGAGUUACCAGCCAGCAGAAACAGGAAGAAUUCUUCUUCAUCCUCUUCUUAUUCGUUUACCCCAUCACGUUGAUUGGUAACCUGCUCAUCAUCUUGGCUAUUCACUCUGACGUUAGCCUUCAUAACCCCAUGUAUUUUCUCCUUGCCAACCUCUCCUUUGUUGAUAUCUUCUUCUCCUCUGUAACAAUCCCUAAGACACUGGUGAACUACCUCUUGCACAGCAAAGCCAUCUCCUUUGGGGGAUGCCUAACACAGAUGUAUUUCAUGAUUGCCUUGGGUAACACAGAUAGCUAUAUCUUGGCAGCAAUGGCAUAUGAUCGUGCUGUGGCCAUCAGCCACCCGCUCCAUUACACAACAAUUAUGAGCCUACGGUCUUGUGUCCUGUUAGUUUUUGGGUCUUGGGUGGUUGGAAGUGCUAAUGCCCUCCCUCACACUCUGCUCGCAGCUAAGUUGUCCUUCUGUGGAAACCAGAAAGUGGCCAACUUCUACUGUGACAUUGUCCCUUUGCUCAAGCUGUCCUGUUCUGACAUCCAAUUUAAUGUGAAGAUGAUGUACCUAGGGGUUGGUGUGUUUUCUGUGCCAUUACUGUGCAUCACCAUCUCCUAUGUUUGGGUCUUUUCCACAGUCUUACAGUUUCCAUCCACCAAAGGUGUGCGUAAAGCCUUCUCCACCUGUGGUUCCCACCUCACAGUUGUUUCUUUGUAUUAUGGGACAGUCAUGGGCAUGUAUUUCCGCCCUCUGACUAGUUACAGCCUAAAGGAUGCAGUGAUAACUGUGAUGUACAUCGCAGUGACCCCAACGUUAAAUCCUUUCAUCUAUAGUCUGAGAAAUCAGGACAUGAAGGUUGCCCUGGGGAAACUCUUCAGCAGGAGAAUCUCCUCAUAA